AUGUGGAAACGGAAACAGGUCAGUCUGGCUUUUCGAUGGAACGUGUACGCGCUCGAACCGGUCGAUCAACCUGCUCGUCCCGAAUUCUUGGCUCUUUUGCUCAAGGGAUACGAGAGCAAAGUGAAUCCCGUAUCCGGGAACAUUGAACCAUUGGUCCCAUUCUGGCGCAAACGGGUUCCGCGAUUCAUUGUCAGCUACACCACAGUUCUGUUUGCGGUCUUACUUACAUUGGCCUGCCUCGUCGGUGUGAUUUUGUAUAAACUGGCCAUCAAGAUUGUGCUCUAUCAGCAACCGAAUCUGAUCGUUCAAAGCACGGCCGGUAUGAUCACCACCAUGACGGGAUCGGUGAUCAACUUGAUUUUCAUUUUUAUAAUGAAAAUGACUGCUUGUCUGUGUUCCCUCGAUUCCAGUUUCUCUCUCGGAAUCUACGAUCGUAUGGCAGUGAAAUUGACCGACUUGGAACUGCAUCGGACCCAAGUGGAGUAUGAUAACAGUUUAACUUUAAAAUUGUACUUGCUACAAUUUGUGAACUACUACUCGUCCGUGUUCUAUAUCGCAUUCAUCCAGGGCACAACUUCGGCACUUCCCGGUUCCGACACCCUGAUUGUGCAGUCCACCGGAUGUGAUCAAGGCGACUGUUUGUUCGAGCUGUUUCUGCAAUUGACCAUCAUUAUGGUUGGCAAACAGAUAUUGAAUUUUUGCCAGGAAGCAUUUAUGCCGGUGUUAUUGCGUUUAUUCAAUCGUUUCAUGACAAAACGGAAACAGAAGAAACGUGCUGCCGAAGUGUUUGCCAUGGAGGGCGCGGAUAUUCGACCGGAUCAGGAAGCAAGCAAACGUCUACUGGCCUGUCGAGCGGAUUUCAAUCUGUUAGACCCCGGUUCCCGUCCGCUGUUUAACGAAUACUUGGAAAUGAUGAUACAAUACGGCUUCAUCACCAUGUUCGUUCCUGCGUUUCCGUUGGCUCCGUUCUUCGGUCUGCUGAACAACAUGUUGGAAAUUCGUGGCGAUGCGAAAAAAUUCGUGUGCCAGUAUCGACGUCCGGUGGUCGAUCGAGUCAAGACAAUCGCCGAUUCUAAUUUAUUGAACGGAUUUCUCAUUUCCGUGUGCAACAACGCCAAUGUUUGUAAGUAUGUAGCAGUUGAUCUCCAAUUGUCUGUGCGCCUGCAUCCGCCCGCUUGUCUUUUGUGCACUGGUAUACUCGAUGCUUGUCUGCAGCAGUCCCUGUUGGUUUUAGGAAUUCUGCUCUCUGUCCGAUUUCGUCGCAUACGUAUCGGCCUCAAUUCUGUGUCACGCAUGAACAGCUAA
This is a messenger RNA of Echinostoma caproni, 1305 nucleotides long. The record is from the annotation of a GenBank genome assembly. Lineage: Eukaryota; Metazoa; Platyhelminthes; Trematoda; Plagiorchiida; Echinostomatidae.